Messenger RNA from Zymoseptoria tritici IPO323, 609 nucleotides. RefSeq lists its product as uncharacterized. The record is from RefSeq and is a predicted model, not a curated record. The transcript has a single exon. NCBI's taxonomy places the organism in Eukaryota, Fungi, Ascomycota, Dothideomycetes, Mycosphaerellales, Mycosphaerellaceae. The coding region runs from base 1 to 609 and encodes 202 amino acids.
AUGGAAUACCUCGUGGGCAAGGGCGCUGACAAGCGACCUGCUGUCGAUGGCAUCAUUUUGCAAGCGCCAGUGUCGGACAGAGAGGCGUUGGAUAACGAGCUUCCGGCCGCAUUCAAGCAAGAAGCGGACCAGCUCGCGUUGAAAAUGUGCAGAGAAAAGCAGUCACGGGACUCCAUGCCGAAUCGUCUCACGAAGCCUGUAUUUGGUCGAAUCGCGAUCACGGCGCAAAGAUGGCUUGAUGUUUCCUCUCCGGCACCUGAUCACAAUGGUGCGGAUGAUUACUUUUCAAGCGACCUUCCCACGGCACGACUGAAUACUACUUUCGGCAAGCUGCCACCGACUUCACCUCUUCUUGUUCUGCUCAGCGGCAGUGACGAGAGUAUGCCGAGCUCUGUGGACAAGCAGAAGCUGUUCGAGACGUGGUCCAGCGUGGUCAAAGAAGCUGGCAGUAGCGUUGAUGAAGUCAACGGGGGCGUUAUCCCCGGCGCAAGUCACAACUGCAAUUCCAGCGCGGAAGAUGUCGUGCAGGAUCUUGUCAGGCGCGUUGUUGGCUAUAUCGGCCGUAUUGACGAUGGAAGCUUGAUGACGACAACGAGUGCCAGGAUUUGA